This is a messenger RNA of Thermothelomyces thermophilus ATCC 42464, 959 nucleotides long. RefSeq lists its product as uncharacterized. The coding region runs from base 206 to 874 and encodes 222 amino acids. Gene Ontology annotation, cellular component: signal peptidase complex; membrane. NCBI's taxonomy places the organism in Eukaryota, Fungi, Ascomycota, Sordariomycetes, Sordariales, Chaetomiaceae. Gene Ontology annotation, biological process: protein targeting to ER. The transcript has 3 exons. The record is from RefSeq and is a predicted model, not a curated record.
CUGGCCUUUAUCGCUAUCAGCGGCAUCGCGGGAAUCUGAAGCUGUCCCCUUGGAGAGCUUGUCACGCAUCAUCCCCAUUGCUUCCACUCCAUGAAAAGGCCCAGGUGACGCCGACCAUUUCGCCCUCUCAAUUGGGAGUCCCCUUUUCCCGUUCCCGACUCCCUCGAAGAAACAAGGGCACAACAGCCCCGAUCCAUCGCCCACCAUGUACUCCUCCAUCGUCCGCCUCCAGAACACCUUUGGCUUCUUCACCACCGUUGCGUUCGUUGUCGCCGCCUUCAUCGCCGCUUCGGAUCUCCUCAGCCCGCGCGCUCCGAGUGUGGGCGUCCUCAAACCCACCAAUGUUCAAGUCGUCCGCGGCCGCCCGCACUACUACUCUCAGAAGAAAGAGGAGUACGCGAUCAUCAGGUUCUCACUCGAAGCCGACCUCUCGUCGCUCUUCACUUGGAACACGAAACAGCUGUUCGUCUAUGUGACCGCCGAGUGGCCCUCCGCGGGCGGCUCUGGCUCCGGCCAGAACGCGACGAACCAGGCCGUCAUCUGGGACAGCAUCAUCACUUCGCCGAGCGCCGACCACUUGGCGAACCUGGGUCCGAUUGCCAUGAGGAAGCUGAAGCGCAGCGCCCAGGGGAAGAGCAUCGAUCCAAGCCGCGGUAAACUCUCCAUCAAGAACCAGCGCCCCAAGUACCAGAUCACGCAUCCCACAGGCAAGGUCGCCGAGCAGGAUGACGUGGUGCUGAGGCUGCACUACAAUGUCCAGCCGUGGGUGGGCAUUCUGACCUGGAAUCAAGAUGCCGACUUUUGGAAGUGGAAGACUCUCCAAAACAACCUGAGCAAGAAGUUUUCCUUGCCAGCUGUCAAGAAAAAGGAGUAGACAAAAGGGGGGGGGGGCAUCAAGCUGAUCGAAUCGAGAUACCAUAGUGCGAAUCCAAAAGAUUAUAUUUUUUUUUACCUGUUCC